CUUCGCCUUUUUGUAUCAUUCUUUCUCCGCCUGCUCGCCCGGGCCCCGCGCUCGACUCAGGCGCGACUGAUCCGGCUUGCCUUGCCCGGCCCCACUCUAUCUUGCCAUGGGGCUUCCGUCCGACGUGGACCCAGAUCUCCUUGCCCGCUUUCCACGCCGGAGCAAAUAGACGCUCCGGCGAUCGGUAGAUGCACGGACUGUUGCAACGGUAAUCCGGGCGCGAUGACAUGGAAAGGCGGGCCUGGUGUGAGGGCGGGGGUGCGCGUCCGGAUGGGCCAGUGACGAAGCUUCAACGGCGGGGUCGAUACCGGGAAACACGGUCCGCAGCCCGUUGAGGCAGCCUAUCGGGCCGAUGUGGCCGAUGUGGCCGAAGAGCCGUGGAAGCAAACGUUGAGGUGCCAGGAACGUUGGGGCAGCGCGCGGAAACGGACGUAAUUCCAAUAAUGACCGAAUUCUCGCACUAAACUUUUGGAUCCGCUAUAAAUGAUGAUGGAUGGGCCUCGGCGGCAUGUUCCGCCAAAGGGCGCGCGCUGGGAAUUUGUUUAUUCUUUCUGACGGAGUCAAGCUCCUGGUGGGCUCAGCUUACUGCGUUUCCCGAAGCGGCCCCUCGAGCAAUCUGCCCUUCGCGCUCCAAGAACCAAGAAUCAAGAAUCGAGCCCCUGGUCUGCUUCCUCAAAUGUCCUCUUCUUCCUUCGCGUGCGUGCUCCACACCGUCGGGAAAGUCAUCUCCUCGAAAUGCAGCGGAGCGCUUGGAAAUAUCUCUUGGCUCAGCGUAGAUUCUAGCGGUGUGGGCAUAGGAUGUUGUUUCUUGGUCGCGGAGAAGUUCUUCUUCGGCUAGUUCUUCUGAGAUCCAGACAUACUGAGUAGAUGAGGAAAUGAGGAGAAUGUAGUCCUGCAGUAUGUCAGCAGAUCGAGCAUGUCGACUGUAGUUAGCUACGUUUAGAUUGCUCUUGCCCAUCCCGAUCGUGCUUGCAUGUUGGUGAUCGUUGGUAAAGUUGUGCAUUACCUUCGCCCAUUAUUGCCGUGGAGUUGAGUGAACAUCUUUCGCGUCGUAGCUCAUUCGCUCGUUCAUCAUGUGACUGUAAAGAACUCGCGGGUGAUUUCCACAUCUCGUAGGAGAUACUCUCCACCGAAUAUUGUAGAGGGUAGCUACUACAUUCGCUCAUUAUUAUGCACCUUUUCAAGAAUUCGCGGGAGUUUUCCCUCUUGUCGUAAGAGAUGAUUCUCCAGCGAUUAUUGUCGAUGUUUGCUACCGUCAUAAACCAUCAACUUCUCAAGAUACAACGUUACAUGCGAAGUGAUAAGACUAUGCAAAAAGAGUUUAACUCAACGGCCUCCUAUUUUGCUUCACUCACCGCAUACUGAAAUAUCGAUUGAAUACCAAGCAAAAGAAUAUGGUUUGUCUAUGUUUUGUAUGUUAAUAAGCCCGCUCGAAAUAAUUGAAUGGGACCGGGAGUGAAAAGUGAAUUCACAUGUCUGCACGUGACAUACACAUCACCCAAAUUUGAGUAACAUAUACUUUAGCAAACAAAAACUUUCAGAAAGUAGACCGAGUUGUACAGCGUCAAGGAUAAGAAGAGUCC
Molecule: messenger RNA, 1583 nt
Organism: Marchantia polymorpha subsp. ruderalis
Lineage: Eukaryota; Viridiplantae; Streptophyta; Marchantiopsida; Marchantiales; Marchantiaceae
Source: the annotation of a GenBank genome assembly